AUGCCAGCGUCUGUUUUUCCCCGCUCCGCGCUGGUUCGGCCGUUCCAGGGACGGGCCCAGGCCGCCGCAGACGCGGACACUCGGGUACCACGCCGGCACAAGGCCUUGAACUCCCGGGCGCUUCCCGCCUCGGCCGGGCUCCUUCCCGGUGCAGCGGGCCGGGCUCAGACCCGGCGGGCCCCCCCACCCCGGGCAGUGCCCGGUGCCGGGCUGCGGGAGCGGCGGGGCGCCGGCGGUAGUCGGGGGGGUGCGAAUUCUCAGCGCAGCGCGGCGAGCCCGGGCACCGGCGGCUUCUCCGCCCGCUCCCGCCGGGACCGGCAUCGGGACCGGGACCCGCACCGGGACCGGCGCCCCAUGGAAGGGCAGCGGCUGCGGCCGGAGCGGCUGAAGUUUGCCCGGAGCGAGGUGCCGCGGGAGUCUUGCCUCCUGUCUCCCUCUCCCCGUCUCUCUCUCUCCCUCCUGAUGUUUGAUCCCGCCGCGGCGCCCGCAGGGAUGAGCGAUGGAGGGGCCGAGCCCGGCGGGAGCCCCGUGCUGCUGGCCGAGCCCGCGGCCACCGGGCGGGCCCGGGAGAAGGCGCCGACCCGGGCGGAGCUGGAGAGCGCCCUGCGCGGCGGCGGCGGAGGCGGCGGCGGCUUCAAGGACAUCCCCGGAACGUCGGCGGUCAGCCCCGGCUCCUCCAAGGAGUGCGCCCCGGACACCGAGAGCCCGUCGGGGACCGGCGAGGCGGAUUACUGCCGCCGCAUCCUGGUGCGAGAUGCCAAAGGGACGAUCCGGGAGAUCGUGCUGCCCAAGGGGCUGGACCUGGACCGGCCCAAGCGGACCCGCACGUCCUUCACGGCGGAGCAGCUCUACCGCCUGGAGCUGGAGUUCCAGCGCUGCCAGUACGUGGUGGGCAGGGAGAGGACGGAGUUAGCGCGGCAGCUCAACCUCUCCGAGACCCAGGUCAAGGUCUGGUUCCAGAACCGCCGCACGAAGCAGAAGAAGGACCAGAGCAGGGACUCUGAGAAACGCUCCUCCACCACCUCCGAGUCCUUCGCCACCUGCAACAUCCUCCGGCUGCUGGAGCAGGGCCGGCUGCUGUCGGUGCCGGCCCCCCCCAGCCUCCUGUCCCCCGCCUCCAACCCCCUCGCCAGCCCCGCGGGCAGCGGCUCCGGCCUGGCCACGCCGGGCCCCGCGUCCCCCGGGCUGGGCGGCGGGAGCAGCCCCCCGGCCCCGGCAGCCUUCAGCCUGCAGGUCCCGUCUCUCGCCUCCUCGUCCUCCUCCUCCUCCUCCUCGCCGCGGCUGCCGGGGGGGCCGCUGUGCUUCGGGGGGCCGCUGCUGGGCAGCCUGCACGACCUGCCGGGCGCGUACGGACUGGGCACCUCCGCCUUCGAGCCUUACACGCGGCUGGAGAGGAAAGACAAUUCUAUACCCAGCAAGAAGCCGAGCCCUUAAAUCAAAACGAGUGUCAAAAGGUGUCCCCC
Lepidothrix coronata (blue-crowned manakin) is the source of this 1463-nucleotide messenger RNA. RefSeq names its product ventral anterior homeobox 2 (gene VAX2). NCBI's taxonomy places the organism in Eukaryota, Metazoa, Chordata, Aves, Passeriformes, Pipridae. Gene Ontology annotation, molecular function: DNA-binding transcription factor activity, RNA polymerase II-specific; DNA binding. The transcript is spliced from 6 exons. Bases 1 to 1434 code for a protein of 477 amino acids. The record is from RefSeq and is a predicted model, not a curated record. Gene Ontology annotation, biological process: regulation of DNA-templated transcription; neuron differentiation; brain development.